Molecule: messenger RNA, 1239 nt
Organism: Paramecium tetraurelia
Lineage: Eukaryota; Ciliophora; Oligohymenophorea; Peniculida; Parameciidae
Exons: 9
Biological process (GO): dephosphorylation
Cellular component (GO): cytosol
Molecular function (GO): phosphatidylinositol-3,4,5-trisphosphate 3-phosphatase activity
Source: RefSeq, a predicted model, not a curated record
AUGAAUAUAAAAUCCAAUAAGACAAAUCACAAAAACAAAAAGCCUGCUUAGAAUGCCAUAACUUCCGAUUCUCUGGAUAUCACCUAUAUUUGUCCCAGGAUUCUUGCUAUGUCAUUUCCAGGGGAUGGGAAUCCAGCUUACAUCAAUAAGAUAGACAAUGUUGCACAAUAUUUGCAAUAACGACACCACAAUGAUUAUCAGAUAUAUAAUUUGAGUGGGAUACAAUAUGACCACACCAAGUUCAAAGGAAGAAUUUACACUUUUCCAUGGGAAGAGAAGUCUGCGCCCAAUUUGGGAUAUUUGUUCAUGUUGUGUAAACACAUUGAUGAUUUUCUGUCAUCCAAAUUAUCGAAUGUGGUUGCUGUGCAUUGCAUUAAUGGAAUCGGAAGAACUGGAACUGCAAUUUGUUGUUAUCUCUUAUACAGUGGUCGUUUUUCAAAUGCCGAAGAAGCAUUGUUCUACUAUGAUAAGUAGAAACACUUGAAGGGAGGGGGAAUCACUAUGCCAUCAUAAAUCAGAUAUGUGUAGUACUUUGAGAAAAUACUGUUCCAAAGACACAUCCACCCACCUAUCAAGUACUUGACUUCUAUAGUGAUACACGGGAUCCCAGACAUCUAAGACAAACAAUGCAAACCUUUCUUAGAAAUUUACACUUAUGAAAACUCGUGUAAGACCUUGAAAUACACUGACAAAUUGGAGUAUAAAGAUUAAAAGAAAGCCAAAGAUUUGCUUUUAAAAGAUAUCGAACUAAUUAGGAUUAAUAUUGGGAAACCUUUUUUGGCUAUUGGAGACAUAAUGAUUAAAUUUAAUCAUAAUGGCCAAUUUGAAGUGGAACCCAUGUUUCGAGUUUCCUUCAAUACUGCCUUUGUGGAAGACAACAAAUUGGCUUUCAGGAAUGAAGAUUUGGAUCCUUCGAAAUUACAGAAGGAUGACAGGUUUCCUGCUGAUUUGAAUGUUGAGAUUUAGUUUAAAGAAUUCUGUAAAUGCACCAAUGAAAUAUAAUUUAAUUAAAGGUGUAAAAGUUGCUCCAACUUGUCCAAACAACUUUGCCCCGAUUGGGAACUCAUUUAGAAUAUUUUGAAUGACUACACCAAGCACAGUCUAGAGGAGUCUUAGAUUCUGUUAUUUGGAGAUGCUGCAUUCGACAAUCUCAAUCAAGUUAAAUAUCAAACAUGGAUUUUAGUUUAAGGAGGACGUGCUCAAUCUGAUAUUAUUAAGGAUGUUGAUGAUGAUUUUUGA